AUUACAAUACUUGGGUUAAGAGAUAUAUUCUUAAUCAAAGUUGUAAUGUUUUAAAAAUUUAAAGUGUUUACAAAUCCCUUCCCUUUUCAUGUUCAAAUGUCCCUGUUGAUUCUACUCGCGGUUGCGUCCUUUACGAUUGAACAUGCUGUACCGUACGAGCAAUACCGUGAAGACGGUGGCGGUAGCGACGACGACUUCGACGAUCAUUAUGAAGAGGAAGCUUUCGUCUCGGGGACAGCAGUAACUGUUGCUGCUGACUUCCAUACAAGGAUGAGAAGGUAUAGAGACAAUCAUCCAACUCGCACUAUGAGCUCAGGUCAAAUAAAGGACGUCAAGGGAGCUCUAAAGCAGAUUCUAGCUGAUCGGAAAAUUGACAGCCAAAUCACAACAUUUGCUGAAACUUUGUCGGAUAUCCAAAACACAGAUAUAGUUUACGAAAACGUAGCUACAAAGGAUAUUCCGUAUACUGGAUUAACAAAAUUUGAAGAGUCCAACAAGAAAAUAUACGACGAGUUAUUAGACGAACUAAGUAACAAUGUUGAACGAAAUAUUGUAAGAUAUAAGCCGAUAACUAGAGAAGAGAAUGUUUCAGUAUCAAAAUCUUCUGGAACUGGUGCAUUGCUUGGUGCCGUUACAUCUUUUGAUACUUCUGAAUUAUUUCUAGCAAAAGCAAGAGAAGGAUAUGACAACGAUAAAACGGCAACUAUAAAAAGAAGGCGUCUGGUGUCUUUGACAAACAUUACGACCACAACGACAACAAUUGCCGGGCCGGCUUUUGAUAUACCGGCCCUUUUAGAAAUCGUAUCCAAUUUGACGUACGAUUAUGAGUCUAAUUUGACGAGAUUAUUCAACGAGACACUGCAAAAGUAUAAUAUACCAACGUGCAAGGUUCCUACGACAACAGAAGAAAUCACAACCCCGACUUCGGAUCAAGACAUCGAGAAUGCUUCAAUUGUAGCAAAGUGCUUUGUUUGUGGUCUGGAAGUGCCAGCGGUUCCACAAAAUGCGUAUUGCGCUGACGCUUUUGCUGGUGACUUCUUGCCACUGGUACCAGUGGAUCCUAAAGCGAGAGGUCAUAUCGCUCGAUACAGAAAAUAUUGUCGUUAUUUGAAUGUAGACAAAUAUGUUACAAGCCCUUUGGAGCCGAGUUCAGUGUUCGGUCGCUUCACGGGCGGCUGCUCGGUCCGGUGGGUGGACCUGAGUGGGAUUUACACUCAGCGCACUUGCAGGAACAGAAGACAUGCUGUCAUGGGCAAACACUUUGGUAGCAAGCGGAUGGCGAAGCUCGAAAUGGCUUUAAAGGACGUAGACAAUGGAUGUCUAAUUAGUCCAAUGGCUUCGCUGGUACCAUUUUCAAGAGGCAUAUCUCUAUACGCACGUUUCCAUGCUUGCGUUUGUACUGGAAAUUGGUGUAAUAAUGCGAUGUAUAAGCGGUCAUGGGCGGCGGCCAUUUUCGUAAUGUCAUAUUCAGUUUUGGCGGGAGUUUUGACCUGACAAGCGGAAAGGGGGACAUAUUUUUUUUUUGUUUUUAAAAAGCUUUCGCUUUCGGUUCUACAGAUUUCAAAAUGGAUUCAUUUCGAAAUUUUAAAUAUCAUUUUGGAAUUAGGAAAUAUUGUUAGACUCGAUAAAUUCUGGCUAAUGAAUACUUUUUGUGCAUAUCUACAAAAACAUUUUGAUCUUGUAUGAACACCGUAAAAUCUAUGUUUUGGGUUUCUUUUAAAAGCUAUAUUGAUUGGUUUUUGCGUAAGUUGAAGUGUAUAUCUUAA
This is a messenger RNA of Galleria mellonella (greater wax moth), 1766 nucleotides long. RefSeq lists its product as uncharacterized. The transcript has 6 exons. Lineage: Eukaryota; Metazoa; Arthropoda; Insecta; Lepidoptera; Pyralidae. The record is from RefSeq and is a predicted model, not a curated record. The coding region runs from base 97 to 1494 and encodes 465 amino acids.